This is a messenger RNA of Mytilus californianus (California mussel), 1028 nucleotides long. RefSeq lists its product as uncharacterized. Bases 97 to 426 code for a protein of 109 amino acids. The transcript is spliced from 5 exons. The record is from RefSeq and is a predicted model, not a curated record. Lineage: Eukaryota; Metazoa; Mollusca; Bivalvia; Mytilida; Mytilidae.
CUUGACAUUGAAGGAUUAGAACUUAAACCAUCAGUGUCUUCUAAUAAAGAUACCGACAAAGACAUCUUUUACAUAAAGCCAUCUAGUAUAAUUGAAAUGCAGCUUUCAAAGAAAAACACAGCAAUACAGUUACAAAGAUUUCCCAGACAAAGCAACUUUUUUGAAGGUCAAAGUAGUGGAAGCAAGUGGAAGACUGAAAUAAAGUCUUUGAUGGCAAAAAAUUCAUCUUCAGAAAGAAUAUAUAUUGGUGACAACGUUCAGAAUAGCACAAAUGGAGAGUGUGGGACUGUUGUUCAGUUUUUUUCCCAGGAAUUUGAAAAUACACAUCAAGUAUAUGCAUCUGUAAAGUGUGAAAGUACAAGAAAUAUAUCUGUGAUAGCAAAUGAUCUGUUGAAGUUGGACCAGACAAAUGUGAGUUUGUUAUAAAAAAAUAAUUCUUAUAUGAUUUGCAUAUUAGAGAAUACGUUGAUAUGAUUGGUUGAGAGGACUUCCGGUAGUUGUUCUUGACGUUGUUUAUUUUUCGAUAGACGACGUUGACCGAACUUCUUUUCGUAACCAAUGUAAACAAGAUGGCGGCGAUAAUGACACAAUCCGGAUUGACGUUAACAAAAUUAAUUUUCAGUUCGCGUUAAUAGGUCUCAAUAUGUAAAUUAAAUAAUAAACACAAAACAUUCGUUUGAAUGAUAAUAAGAGUUUUUGUAGUUUAUUUUUUAUCAGAUUGCAAAUUUCACGGAGUACAUAUUUUUGCGUUAACCAACAAAUAUAUUCAUGCGCCAGGCCUAUUCAAUGACACAAAUAUACAAUUUACGUGUGAUAGAGGUUACGAGUGUGGAAAAAUAAUUCCUUAUCUCCAAUUUUAAAGAAUUAUAAGGAUUAAACGCCUUUUUAAAGGAAUUUAUUGGUGUAUAAACUGUACCAAGUCACUCACAAACAUAUCAUAAAAGUCCUUUGGACUUUUAUUUGUUUGUGAGUGAAUUGGUCGAGUUUAUACACCAUUAAAUUCCUUUAAAAAGGCGUUUAAUCCUAUA